Macrosteles quadrilineatus (aster leafhopper) is the source of this 1685-nucleotide messenger RNA. RefSeq lists its product as uncharacterized. The record is from RefSeq and is a predicted model, not a curated record. NCBI's taxonomy places the organism in Eukaryota, Metazoa, Arthropoda, Insecta, Hemiptera, Cicadellidae. Bases 19 to 1218 code for a protein of 399 amino acids. The transcript has 2 exons.
GUUAGGAUAAGCCAAACAAUGACACCUGAGAUUCCAGAAUGGUUGAAUAGAACGUUUCUACAAAAGGCUCUUCAGAGACAGGAAGAAAAAGAACCAACGUUAACAAUUGAAGACUUCUCUGUUAAGCUAGCAGUUGCAGCGGGUAACAACUACACAAGCCAAAUUUUCAGAGUAAAUGUGAAAUACAAAUCAGAAGACUUGCACAACUCUCCAAGCAUAAUAGUUAAAUCACCCUAUCCUCAUUUUCAAAAGAUUGAACAAGAGACAAUAAUGUACAAACAAAUUCUUCCGAAAAUGAAAGAGAAAAUCAAGUUUGAUUUAGGACCGACAAUUUAUUACAGCACCCAGCAAAACGUACUUGUACUUCAGGAUCUAACAGGAUCAGGUUAUGUGAUGUGUAACAAAUUCACACAGUUAGACUAUCCUCAUUGCGAGCUUGUUUUCAGGAGACUAGCUAAAUUCCACGCUGCUUCUGUAGCUCUUCACAGUGAAAAUCCUGAAAUAGUUGAAGAUUUGGGAAAAGAAGUUUUGUACACUGAAGGGAGUACUUUUGUUGCAAUGAUGAAACCACUUUUAACACACUCAAUAGCAGUUGUCACAGAAGCUUUGGAGGCAACUGCCAAUAGUAAAGAGGUUAUUGAGUUUUUACUCGACAACAAACAAAACUUUUUUGAAUCGCUUAUAGAAGUCUGCCAACCAAAAGCAAAAGGUCUGAAUGUUCUGAACCAUGGCGAUUUGUGGAACAACAACAUGAUGUUUAAACACAAAUCCUCGGGAGAAGUAGAAGACGUUAAGUUUGUUGACUUUCAAGCGUUGCGUUACAUGAGUCCUGCCAUAGAUAUUCUCUAUUUCUCUUGGACCAGUGCGGACGAAGAAGUGCGGGAAAACAGACUACAAGAGUUGUACGACGUCUACCUACAAGAACUCAACGAGUGUCUACAGCAGCUAGGCUGUGAGGAGAGGUACACUUCUGAAGAGUUAUGGCAAGAUAUGAAGUCCUCGGUAAAAUUUGUGUUGGCAAUUACGCUUUUAAAUCUACCGUUGAUGAUGGUAGAGCCCCUAGAAGCUUUUGAUAUGUCAAAGUUUGAUGAGGGAGAGUUCAUAAAAUGGGCUAACAAUGGCAACAUCAAUCCCAAGGUACUCAGAGUAUACAAUGGAAAACACUUCAAAACCAAAAUACCCACUAUCAUCAGGCAAAUUCACAGUAGAUUAUUGUAAAAUAAAGUGAUAAUAAUAUGUGUGUUUGCCAAUAGAAUAUAACUAAAUUAUGAAAAAAAUAUGAUACAAAUAAUUGCAGUUCUUUGAACUAGCUUUGACAGCUAACUUAGCUUCUUUUAAAUUUUAGUUAUUAUUAACUAAUCUACAACAAUGUAAAUUAUCAAAAGGGUUCAUUAUUGAAAGAAAGUUGAAAAUCAACUGAUGAAUAGCUAAUUGAUUGUUUAAAAUCAAACAUCUACAUGAAUCUUUACUUCAAUGCUUUAAUCUGCUACCAAGAGCUGCAAAAACAGACAAUCAAUAUUGUUCAUAUUAUGUACAAAACUUGUAUGGAACAAGACUAAAACAAUCUUCAUCUAUGCACUAACAAUAUUUGUCCAUUUAAAAUAUUUAGACUUCCAUGUCACAUAUUUCAAUUGAUUUGAUAGGUUUUUAAAAUUUGUAGAUUCGUUUAACAUUUCCCUACACAU